This is a messenger RNA of Trichoderma gamsii, 552 nucleotides long. RefSeq lists its product as hypothetical. NCBI's taxonomy places the organism in Eukaryota, Fungi, Ascomycota, Sordariomycetes, Hypocreales, Hypocreaceae. The record is from RefSeq and is a predicted model, not a curated record. Bases 1 to 552 code for a protein of 183 amino acids. The transcript is spliced from 2 exons.
AUGCCUGCCCCCCAAGUCAACGGCGACGUGGCCAGCCAUGUCCAAUCCGCUUUCCUCCAGCACCUGCUCUCAUUCCCCCUAGUCAGCGAUGGCGUCCACACCGUCGCGGCCAACGAGUACGCUCAGAGAUCGCUCAAGCUCGGCGACUCAGCGUACCAGACUUUUGCCGCCCCCAUCAUCCCCUACUUUUCUAGACCCCUUGGCCUCGUCUCACCCUAUGUCCAAAAGGCCGACUCCUUUGGCGACAAGACCCUGGACCGCAUCGAAGAGCGCUUCCCCAUCAUCAAGAAGCCCACCAAUGACCUCUACAACGAUACCCGUGGAUUGAUUCUGCUCCCUUACCAAAAGGGACUCGAGGGCAAGGAGCACGUCUUCCAGGUCUACGCUUCCGAGCUUAAGAAGCUUGAGCAGCAGGGCGUAGUGGCUCAGGGCAAGGCUGCCGUCUCCACGGCCUUUGUUGUUAGCAACGAGACGCUGGCUUGGCUGAGCAGCUUUGUUGCUGUCAAGAAGGGCGAAGCUGCCGAUUCUACCAAGGAGAAGAUCAACCAGUAG